GAUGCUACAUUCAUUGAGGUAUUAUCAGCCAACAUCAGCAGUAACCAGAAACAAAACCAAUUAAGAUACAUACGAGUGGGUGUAUAUGCAAUAGCAAAGUAAAAAAUGGUAAAGAAGGAUACAACAGAAGGAAGUAGAAAGAGUGCUAGAAUAUUAGCAAUGGAGGAGAAAGCUCGCCUGCGAGCUAUCCAAAAACAGACGAAAGCUAGUUCAUCAUCACCUCCAGCUGCUAAAAAGAGAGGCCGCAAGCGAAAAAGUCUCCAAGCAGUCGUUACUAACUCUGUUUCUGCCUCUCCUCAACAGGAAGGAGAAGAACCAAAACCUGAAGAUUAUGCAACAAAAGCUGAACAAACGGAAAAUUCGCCAUCUCUGCAACGGAUACCGAAGAAACAGACACUGGAGUUUGUCCUUGACAUACUGCAGAGGAGAGACACACAAGAAAUUUUUGCACAGCCAGUUGAUCCUCAAGAGGUGGUUGGCUAUUACAGUAUUAUUAAAGAGCCAAUGGAUUUUGGCACAAUGAGGGCUAAACUUCAAGAAGGAAUGUAUACAAGCUUACAACAGUUUGAGCGUGAUGUAUUUCUGAUAUCCAGCAAUGCAAUGAAGUUCAAUUCUUCAACAACAGUGUAUUAUACAGAGGCUAGAGCUAUAAGUGAAUUGGCUCAAAGGCUUUUCCAUGCUUUGAGAACUGAACCUGAAAACUUUCAAUUGGAGUACUCGCGGACAAGAAGACGCCCUGGUAGAAAGCCACAAAGUGAAGCUGGAGGUUUGCGCUCUAGGACCGCUAAAACUGCGACUUACAAAGAUGGUAUUUCCCUUAAUGAACCAUCUCUCAAGAGAACUGCCAAUCCUUUACCCCAAUACAAGCCUUACAUUGGCCAAACGAGUUACGGAAUUGUUCCUGGUAUGUGAUAAAG
Messenger RNA from Hevea brasiliensis (rubber tree), 917 nucleotides. RefSeq lists its product as uncharacterized. Bases 106 to 912 code for a protein of 268 amino acids. The transcript has 7 exons. Gene Ontology annotation, molecular function: protein binding. NCBI's taxonomy places the organism in Eukaryota, Viridiplantae, Streptophyta, Magnoliopsida, Malpighiales, Euphorbiaceae. The record is from RefSeq and is a predicted model, not a curated record.